CAAAACGUAUUUUUUCUUCCACCAGUACCAGCAGGAAAACAUUAGGUGUCCCCUAUAUAUGAAAUACCUGGAUAAUUGUCAAGCCUAUGACAACAGUUGUCAUCAGAGAAACUCUUUCGUCAGUUUUGUACCCUUACAAUUUUUUUUUCAAAAUGGUUAAAAGAUCGGCCGAUCAGUCCAAAAACAAAACGAUAACGCCUCGUGGUUUUUUGAGCUCCACACCACGUUUCGCUCGUCUUGGUCUUCAUCCUUCCUUGGACACGUCUGGAACCUUGAGAAAAGUCAACAGUCGAGGAGGACCGGGACAGUACGACAUUGGUUUCGUACGAUGUCCAAUCAAAAAAACCGCCGAAUGCAAAUGGACACGCAUGGUGGAGCUGGAGGAAUUUUCAAAAUUCUUAGGCUACAGGAAUGCCCCCAUCCUGGAAGCUAGGGCGUUCCAGAGGAUACACAGAGGCCCAGGGACUUACAAUAUUCCUGACGACAUAGAUAAGCGAAAAUCAUGUUCUGUGGUCGAGAACAAAGGCUUCACGACCGAGCGGAAGUUCUGUAGCCACUUCAAGUACAACUUCCCUCCAAUGAACACAUACUUCCGAGACAUCUUUGCCAAGCACCCAUCGUCGAAGAAACCCUUCGGCAAGGUACAACGUUUCGAAUGGGAUGGCCUGGUGAAGCGCUUCAAGGACACUGAACCAUCCUUCAAAUUGCCGCCCAACGUAUACAACGUCCCUGAUCCCAAGAGCCUCGAGGCACUGAUGAAACGCGUGGUGUCAACCAAGGGUCCCUACAACCUCUUCACUGGGAAAAGAGACGGCACUUCCAUCAAGAACCAUUUCUCCCCACCAUACACCAUCGUACCAGACUGGUACCAUUUGGAACCUAGCGAUAUUGACGUUAUGUUGCACCAUCCGAUGAAGAGCAGAUAUGGAAAAUUUUUCCAAGAGGAACGUUUUCCUAAGAAGCCCACCUCGAGGAUGCAGAUAGCGAAUUUGACGAUGUGUUAUAAAGACCCCGAAGAGCCUGGACCUGGUCACUAUGAUCUGUCCAGAGAAUAUAGUUUCAAGCCUCAGGAAGAAGUUGUGCAUGCCUUCGGAUCCUCGAAUAUGAACCAAAGGCCUCCGACACCCUGGCCAAUUCAUCCCGGUCCUGGAAGAUACUUCAUCAAAACACCGUCAUGUCGAAAGAAGACCAAGCCAUCAUGGGUGUUUCUGAGCAAACUCGAAAGGGCUUUUUUCGACAAACCAGAAUCCUACGCGGAUUUUUGAUGGUUGAGAUUUUAUUCCGUUGAAAAUUCGAGCGUCUGCAUUCGAAGAAUCGAAUUUAUUUAUUCCAAUACAUUCUCACCUCAA
Molecule: messenger RNA, 1349 nt
Organism: Coccinella septempunctata (seven-spotted ladybird)
Lineage: Eukaryota; Metazoa; Arthropoda; Insecta; Coleoptera; Coccinellidae
Product: lymphocyte expansion molecule-like
Exons: 5
Coding region: 87-1265 (392 amino acids)
Source: RefSeq, a predicted model, not a curated record